Brassica napus (rape) is the source of this 2196-nucleotide messenger RNA. Its product is annotated as DEAD-box ATP-dependent RNA helicase 39. NCBI's taxonomy places the organism in Eukaryota, Viridiplantae, Streptophyta, Magnoliopsida, Brassicales, Brassicaceae. Gene Ontology annotation, molecular function: nucleic acid binding; ATP binding; RNA helicase activity. The coding region runs from base 103 to 1968 and encodes 621 amino acids. The transcript is spliced from 9 exons. The record is from RefSeq and is a predicted model, not a curated record.
AUCUUCUUCCUUCUUCGCUCGUACCAAAUGACCUCCAUGAACAACAACAACAACAACACCUCCUCCUCUUAAACCUUCCAAUAAACCUAGAACACAAUCGAAAUGGUAGGAGCUUCGAGAACAAUCCUCUCCCUCUCUCUCUCCUCCUCUUCCCUCUUCACCUUCUCCAGAACCUCCAACUUCGUCCCAUUUCUCCGCCUCCACAAACCUUCCUCUAGAUUCCACCACGCUCUUCGCCGCCCUCUAUGCGCCGCCGCAGCCGCUCCGACGGAAACGAACAUCGCAGACCCAGAUCAAUUAAAGCACACGAUCUUGCUGGAGAGGCUCCGUCUCCGACAUUUGAAGGAAUCGGCGGCGAAACCACAACCGAGGCCGAGCAGCGUCGUUGGCAUAGGGGAAGAACAAAACAUUAAGAGUAAGAAGAAGAAGUUGGCUGAGAGUUUCGAGGAGCUAGGGCUGAGCGAGGAAGUGAUGGGGGCUUUGAAAGAGAUGAACAUUGAGGCUCCUACUGAGAUUCAGUGUAUCGGUGUACCUGCUGUUAUGGAGCGCAAGAGCGUCGUCUUGGGGUCACACACCGGCUCCGGCAAGACUCUUGCCUACUUGCUUCCUAUUGUUCAGCUGAUGAGAGAAGAUGAGGCAACCCUUGGUAAAAUAACUAAGCCUAGGCGUCCCAGGACUGUUGUUCUCUGUCCCACCAGAGAACUCUCUGAGCAGGUUUACCGUGUGGCAAAGUCCGUAAGCCACCACGCGAGGUUCAGAUCUAUAUUAGUUAGCGGUGGUUCUCGGAUAAGACCACAGGAGGAUUCGUUGAACAAUGCAAUAGACAUGGUUGUUGGAACCCCUGGUAGGAUUCUUCAGCACAUCGAAGAAGGAAACAUGGUCUAUGGAGAUAUCGCAUAUUUGGUGCUGGAUGAGGCAGACACUAUGUUUGAUCGUGGCUUCGGUCCCGACAUUCGCAAGUUCCUUGCCCCACUGAAACAGCGUGCGUUGAAAACAAAUGACCAAGGGUUUCAAACCGUCUUAGUCACUGCCACUAUGACAACGGCUGUUCAGAAGUUAGUCGAUGAGGAGUUUCAAGGGAUAGAGCAUUUGCGAACAUCAACAUUGCAUAAGAAGAUAGCAAAUGCUCGGCAUGACUUCGUCAAGCUUUCAGGUAGCGAAGAUAAGCUAGAAGCACUUCUACAGGUUCUUGAACCUAGCUUAGCCAAAGGGAGCAAGGUGAUGGUCUUCUGUAACACUUUGAACUCCAGCCGCGCCGUCGAUCACUAUCUUUCUGAAAACCAGGUCUCUACUGUGAAUUAUCACGGUGAAGUUCCAGCAGAACAAAGGGUUGAGAACUUGAAAAGGUUUAAGGACGAAGAAGGAGACUGCCCCACGCUGGUGUGCACUGAUUUGGCUGCGAGGGGUCUGGACCUUGACGUGGAUCAUGUAAUCAUGUUUGAUUUUCCAAAGAACUCUAUUGACUACCUUCAUCGCACUGGAAGAACAGCUCGCAUGGGCGCUAAAGGAAAAGUGACGAGUCUGAUAAGCAGGAAGGACCAAAUGUUAGCUGCUAGAAUCGAAGAAGCCAUGAGAAACAACGAGAGCUUAGAAGCACUCACCAACGAUAACGUGAGGAGGGAUGCUGCAAGAACCCAAAUCACUCAGGAGAAAGGAAGGAGCGUUAAGCAGAUCAGAGCAGUGAGCAAGCAACGAAACACUAGAGACAGAGGAACAUCAUCAUCUCCACCUGCAAGACCAGCAGGUGUGAAGACACCAGUGAGGAAGUCUACUUCAGUGAGAAAGUCAACUUCGGGAAGAACAUCCUCUUCUCCAGAAAAAUCCACAAAGCCGAAAAGAAAAAUAUUAAAGACGGUUGGAUCCAGAUCGAUAGCUGCGAGGGGGAAGAAGGGUUCAGAAAGAACAGGCAAGAAACUAAGUGUUGUUGGGUUCAGAGGUCGGUCUUCUGCGGCUAGACCCUCUUCUUGAUUACGUGCUGUUUAACUUCAGGAAAGUUAAAAGUCAGUACAAAAGUGAAUUAUGGUCGGAUUAUGAUUACAUAAGUGUUAAAGAUGAAUCAUCUUGAGAAACCAUAACAUGUUCUUUCUUCUACGAAUUUCAUAUUUAUAGAAGAAAUUCACUUUUGCCUCGACAGAAACUCAAAUCAGUAAAGUCUGUAUAUGACGUUGACAUCAAUGGUUGGUUGUAUUUUAUUCA